UAUCUGACGAUGAGGUGGGGUGCUUCAUCGUUUAUGCACACCCAACACGGUUGAACCCCCGUUCCUGGCUAAAGUCCAACCCUGCUUACAUAAUAAGGUUAAUAAGCUUGUGAAUCCAACUCGUCAUAGCUUGGCAAUCCAUCACCGCCUGUAAAAAAAGAUGGAUCUCAAUUGUCUACUUGUAUUUGUUUGUUUACUUUGUUGCUGAUGUUUUCCUUCCAAUAAUUCGAAAGUCGGCCAAAAACUCAUCAUGGCUUCCAUUAUGGAUGCCUCAAGGGCUCCGGAAAAGGAUUGCACAGCAUAUGAUCCCACAAAUGUUGAAGGACAACAGACUGCGAUAUAUGUUCAACUCGUCCUUUCACUAACUCUCGGCGUUUCUGCAUUCUUUGGAUUCUGUGUAGGUCAUGAAAAAAGUAGGUCUAGAAAGAGCUUUACUAAUGUUUGUAGAUCCUGCGACCGAAAUGGAAAAGUCUAUAUGCCGCGCGCAAAAGGCAUGUCGAUGCCGCUGCAAGUCUGCCAGAGCUGCCAGAUACCUUUUUUGGUUGGAUGCCUGUUUUGUAUAGAGUUACAGAAGAACAAGUCCUUGCAUCUGCUGGAUUGGAUGCAUAUGUCGUAUGUCUUGAGAAUCUACUCCUCCCGGAUAAAUGCGAGAUACUUAUCCCAUCUAGUUCCUAUCCUUUUUCAAGAUGUCGAUGAAAUUAUUCGGGAUCAUGUUCAUCAUGGCAGUCGCUAUCCUUGCCCCAAUCAAUCAACACUUUUAUUACGUAUUCGACCCGUUCGGAAAUUCGACGAGCCCUCCCGAUAUUCCUGAUUACUCGCGGUUAGAGGGUUGGCAGGGUGGAUGGAAUGAUGCCUUAACUUUGGAGGCGCCAAAAGACUCCGACGACAUACUACCUGAGACUAGCUAUCUUUGGUCAUACCUAGUGUUUACUUAUGUCUUUACUGGACUUGCAAUAUAUUUCAUGAAUAAACAAACCCACCGCGUAAUAAAGAUUCGCCAGGACUACCUUGGAAGCCAAUCCACAAUUACCGAUCGAACAAUCAAACUGUCUGGAAUACCAAAGGAGCUAAGGUCGGAAGAAAAGAUCACCGAGUUCUUGGAGAGACUCGAAAUAGGAAAAGUGGAGAGUGUAACUUUAUGUCGCAAUUGGAGAAAACUCGAUGAUAUGAUGGACAAGAGGGUGCAGGUUGUUAGGCGGCUGGAAGAGGCAUGGACGGUAUACCUAGGCCAGCAACAACGUUCAAGUAUAUGGCCAACACGGACACAGCAGUCAACACCGGGAGAUGAUGCAGAGGAUGAGUCGCAAGAUAAUGAGGGUGAUAAUUUACUAGGGACCAAUCACAUUACCUCAUAUGACAAACCGAGGCCGACUACACGGAUCUGGUACGGUUUUCUCAAUCUCCAAAGUAGGAAAGUAGACGCGAUCGACCACUACGAAGAGCAGCUACGACAGCUAGAUGACAUGAUCACAGAUGCAAGAAAGAAGGAGUACGAGCCUACAGCGCUUGCAUUUGUCACUAUGGACUCAAUCCCUGCUUGCCAGAUGGCUGUGCAAGCUUUGCUCGAUCCGACUCCGAUGCAGUUGAUGGCAAGGCCAGCUCCGGCACCAUCGGAUAUUGUUUGGACAAAUACUUAUCUACCUCGAUCAAAUCGCAUGAUUCGUUCUUGGACGAUCACUCUCUUCAUUCUCAUACUCACCAUCUUUUGGCUCAUACCAGUGGCUGCUCUGGCGGGCCUCGUUAGUCUUUGUUCAAUUCGACAAGUCUGGCCUGGGCUAGCAGAUGUAUUAGAAAGCCACGAAAUUCUUAAGGCUUUGGUUCAGACAGGGUUGCCUACGCUUAUUGUCUCAUUACUCAAUUUGGCAAUUCCAUUCUUGUAUGACUACCUUGCAAAUAUGCAAGGGUCAAUCUCUCAAGGCGACGUAGAGCUUUCAGUGAUAUCGAAAAACUUUUAUUUCACAUUUUUCAAUGUAUUCCUGGUUUUUACAGUCUUUGGCGCGGCGAGCAAAUUCUGGCCAGUUUUACAGGAGACAUUGAAGGAUACCACGAAGAUUGCAUAUACUCUAGCCCAGUCGAUUUCCGAUCUCUCCAUGUUUUACACAAAUUUCAUUCUCCUGCAGGCUCUUGGACUUUUACCUUUCAGGUUGUUGGAAUUUGGAAGUGUUUCCCUGUACCCUAUCACAUUAAUGGGUGCCAAGACUCCUAGAGACUAUGCCGAGCUAGUACAACCGCCGAUUUUUAGUUACGGAUUUUAUCUGCCUUCAGCACUCCUCGUCUACAUUCUAUGUAUUGUCUAUAGCAUACAACCGGCAGGAUAUCUCGUCCUCUUAUUUGGGAUGACAUAUUUUGCUUUAGGCUAUUACACCUACAAAUAUCAGCUUUUGUAUGCUAUGGAUCAUCCACAGCAUGCUACUGGAGGUGCUUGGCCUAUGAUUGUGUAUCGUCUCCUUGUAGGCUUGGGCUUUUUCCAGCUUACAAUGGCUGGAGUAAUUGCAUUAAGAAAGGCUUUCACUCCGGCUAUACUUGUUGUCCCUUUGAUACCAUUCACAAUUUGGUACAGUUAUUACUUCCGACGAACCUUCCAACCACUCAUGAAAUUUAUCGCCUUGAGAAGUAUCAGAAGAGAUAGUAAUCCAGACAUUAACAUCGCUGGCGAAGAUAUCGGCAUUAAUAGACCUCCAGGACAUAUUCAAAGAGGCACUACCGUCGACGAAGUCAGGGAAAGAGGCACAAGAUACAUCAAUCCAAGUCUCACUGUACCGUAAGUAACUCAUAGUAGAGCUACCUUCCAUACUGACAAUACAUAGGUUAGAAAAGAUUUGGAUCAACAAGGCCCCAGAUCCCGAACCAAAUGAAAGCGCCCCAGAAUUAGAUCGUGAGGAAUCUGCCGCAAGCUCUAUAAGUCUUGGGGAUACUCACAUUUGGCGAGAAGCUAGUGACACAAAUGUGUGAUGAAGUUGUGUAAAUGAUAGAAUAUCCUUCUAUUAGCUUGGGACUUUUUUUUCUCUUUUUUGACGAUAAACCCCAUAUUGAUGUAAUGAAUGGAGUGUUUGGUAUUUUUAUUAAGAAGACAGCAUGGGACCUUCCUUAUAUAAUUUGGCAUUGUUUUAAGAAUAUACCCAAUGCUCUUUCCUGAACAAAUUGCUCCUUUUCUAUUAGGCUUUAUCUGUUCAGAAUUUGUUGUCUAUUUUCAUUCUUCCGAUGCACAUCAUGCAUUUUCAAUAAUUAUCCUUUACCUCUUCUCCAUUGCAAUCUAGUGCGAUGAUACAACAGUCUCCAUACCUAAAAUUUCAUUUUUAUUUCUUCAACAUU
This is a messenger RNA of Sclerotinia trifoliorum, 3312 nucleotides long. The record is from the annotation of a GenBank genome assembly. Lineage: Eukaryota; Fungi; Ascomycota; Leotiomycetes; Helotiales; Sclerotiniaceae.